Messenger RNA from Colossoma macropomum (tambaqui), 5047 nucleotides. Its product is annotated as receptor-type tyrosine-protein kinase FLT3-like. The coding region runs from base 3034 to 4680 and encodes 548 amino acids. Gene Ontology annotation, cellular component: cell-cell junction. Gene Ontology annotation, biological process: cell-cell adhesion. NCBI's taxonomy places the organism in Eukaryota, Metazoa, Chordata, Actinopteri, Characiformes, Serrasalmidae. The record is from RefSeq and is a predicted model, not a curated record. The transcript has 15 exons. Gene Ontology annotation, molecular function: cell adhesion molecule binding.
UGCGUAAGGGCAGAAUUCAGAAUACAUUUACUUUUUACAUUUUUAGGAGAAUACUUUGAGAAUAUUUCCCCACUAAAUUUAAACAUGUAGAGCAUCUUUAAAAGAAACACAUCAGUGCUUGUUUAUUAACUACUUUAAAAUCAGCGCACAGCGUGUGAAGUUUCUGCUUUCUGCCUGAGUAGACUGAUAAACCAAUAUGAUGAUUAGUUAUUAAUCUCAGUAUUACCAAACUUUUUGAGAGUGAAAUGGUGAACUGUAGAGAAACUUACUGUCUCUGAUUUCUUUACAGUGGUGGUGAUAGGAACCAGGGGUCACCAUGUCUACAACACAAAUACAACACAAUAUAACCCCUUUAUUUACUAUCCAAUACUUCCAGCGAACCUACACAUCUUCUGACUUUUUAUAUGUAAUGUUGAUGAAGGUAAAGUAGUGAUAAAUCUGAAAAAAUACAUUCUGUUUGGGGACUAUAUUGCUUUACAACGUUCUGUAUGUAUCCCUCCUUCAUGAGCAGAGUAAAAAUGCUUUAGGCCAAAAGCUAAUCUUAAUACUAUCCUAAAACGAUGCCUCGUGCAUCAGGUAUUUAUUUCUUUGUUAUUUCUUUCUAUGAGGGAGCUUUUAGAGGCAUUAAACUCUUCAGACAUCUGGUUCCUAUCACCACCACUAUUCUGACUUGGUAAGUGUCACUGGAUUGCAGCAUUUAAACCUUUGUGUUAUGCAAAAAUUCAGAAAAAACAGUGGGAUUCCCCUCUGAACCUUGCUGGUGGAUAGUUAGAUUCUGUGACAUACAGUUCGUGUUAGUCAUCCUCUAGCUCGUCAUCAGUGGUCAGUUUCUGACCACAGUGCCACAUUUGGCUGGAUAUUUUUGUUUUGCGGGCCACUCUUAACCUAGCAGUGACACUGAUGUACGUAAAAACCCCAGCCACACUGAUAUGUCUGAUACACUCGUACUAGCACCACAUACUCUACAAUGUCAGCGUCACUGCUGUGCUGAGAAUGCUGAAAAUCCACUACCCAAAUGAUAUCCUGUGAUCAGAAAUUGACCAGUGAUGAAUGGGCUAGAAGGAGGGCUGAAUUGUGCAGAAACAGGGGGACUACAGACUGUAAUUGUACUUAGUGACCAGUGAGAGGAGGAAAAACAGCAGUUUCUGAUAAACUGGACUGAGUUUAUUUUUAAAAUAUUUAAGCUUGUGCUGUCCUCUAGUGGCCAAAGCACAGAGGUGCUUAGUCAUCACAGUAUCAGAAAAUAUAAAUAUGGACAUAAUAUAAACCAUGGUUAUAUAUGAGAUAUACCUACUUUAUUGUUUAACUGUACAUCAUUUAGAUCACUACAUUACAAUAGUGACAUACGGAAUACAUAAACUGAAAUGCAAAAUUGUGUAAAUGUAACAUAUUCCAUUCACAUGCAUUUCACUUUUUCAGUAAUUGUUCUUGUAAUGGGCAAAACAAGCGACCUUAGUUACCUUGAACAGCUUGACACUUGAUGCUAGUCCUUCCUGUUCUAGCAUCACCCAAAUGUCCGUCAUCUUGGGAAACCUCUUUAGGGGUUUUGAGAAGGAGAAUGUCUUGAAAAACAAAUAAUGAUCAGUGAUUGGCAAUGUUGUCGAUGAAAACAGCUUGUGGAGCAGUCAAAAGAGAAAGUUGGAGGCAACUUUCCUGUUUGUUCUUGUUUACAGAGAUAUGCUGUCCAGAAAGGCCUCAGCUAGCACUCUGAAGCCUCUGGAUUCUGUGUAACAUUUUGCUCUGCAGUUUACUUGUACAGUAGCUCAAUAUUGUAGCGACCUGCUACUGGCUGGCGAUGGCCUUGUUAGUUAAAGGUACGUGUAUGUGUUUAUUUUGUUGUUCGUGUAGAGGAGUGGGUUUGAUAUGUGUAGGUUGGUGGUCACAGGUAAAGUGUAUGGCUAGUGGUAACGUUCCUUGUGAGUUCAGUGCCUUGUAUGUGCCUUUCUGCUCUGGUGUUUAAUGAAGAGCACUUCUCAUGAUGGAAUCAUGGCCUCCAUUGGGUCUGACUUUAUCUUAAUGCUACAAUACGUUGUGAGCGAAGGGAAACUCACUGGAUUAUUUUUGUUUAUAAAGCUCUUGCUGGCCACCAUAUAUCACAUUCAGACACACUGUGAAUCCAUUGCUAAAUCCACAAUUUUAUUACAGUACAGGUCCCCUGAGCUUUUACUGAGCUAUGAACAUCUGCUUUUAGCUAUGUUACACCACUGAGCUGAAAUGUGGAACUGGACAGUCUAAAGUUUGAACCACUCCUUUCUCUUAGGGUUUUGGAAAUUUUACUCGCUCAUUGAUUUUACUCUGUUUGAACCUUAGUUCGUUGAUUAAUCCUUGUCGUUCUUAAUUUGUAGUUCAAUCUUUUUUUUUUCUUUUUAUGGCUUGUUUUAUUCAUUGCCUUAUUGCUAAGUCUUUUUCUUAAUCUGUUAUCAUUUGUUGUGACACUUGGCUGCAUUAAAAAUGAGGAUCCCCCUUAAUGUUAACCCAAGCCUAAAUAACAAAUAUGAUGAUAAUGAGUUCAACAUUGAUGUGUAGAAGCGCAUCUUGGAAUGCUAAUCGCUGUGAAAAACAAGAAAAGCAUGUCUCCAGUGAGCACAGGAGCAUCAAAACUGGACCAUGGAGGAAUUUACUUUCUUCUGUUGAAGGGAUCGAAGUUUGUUGCAAGCAACAUGAGUCCAUCUGGCAGGCCGAGGAGUGAGUGAGGUGAUGUGAUAGAGUGUAGGAAUUGUUUUCUGUCGCAUCAGAGAAACAGUGGAUAAUGUCUGAACAGCAUGACAUCCGAACAUGGGUCAUAUAAUCAAAUUGAAUUGGCAGAAAUAACUUUCCAGCAUUACUAGGCUCAAUCUUGAACUCAACGAAGCCCAGAAGUAUAAUGUAGAAUUUUCUGAAGCUUCAUACAUCUGCCUGUAGAUGUCUGCAGUGUAAGAGUGGGUGAGGGAGUGAAAGAGAAAGAGAGAGAGAGACAGAGGGAGGAAGACGAAGAGAAAGGCCCAGAAAGUCCUUGCGCCUCUAUCCUCCAAACACACCAUUUUGUGGUGCUGAAUGCUGCUCUGGUCUGCUGUUAUGCAGUCACCAGCGCAAUUAAGAAGACAUGCAGCUGUUGUGGCGUUUCUUGUACUGCACUGGAAUGUCCACAGUGACGGGCUGCUGGGUAGGAAAGUGCAUCACCUGUCCUGCGUCUCCAUUGAAAAUACUGUUAUAUGCAACCUGGCUGAAGCGGACCUGCAAGAUUCUCAGAAAAUGCAGCUGGAAGUCGUAGCUGGGCAGACAGCUGAAAUUCGUUCUUUGGGAAACAGUUCAGGAGGUUCCCCACCAUGUUUCUGGGCACAAAGAGAAACAGCCAAUAUGCUACCAGUCCAGCGCUUUACAAGAGACAUGGGUGGAGAUUACACUGUAGUCUGUGGCACUGGCAACUCAAACUAUUCUGUAAACAUCUCAGUCCAUGUAACUGCUCCAAAAAAGCCACCAUCUAUUCCACAGUUAACAGUGACUGAAGGAGAAGACCAUACUGUUAGUUUCAGAUGUGUUUCUGAGGGAAACCCUAUACCAAAAAUUACAUGGUAUGCAAACAAACAAACCAGCAGACGAGAUCUAAAAGAAGAGACAAAUCUGGAAAAGGAGAUGGCUGUGAGCACGCUUGAUGGUUUUACCUACCAGACCUCAAACACGAACUGCUGUGCCACAAACUCAGAGGGAAAAGAAUGCGCCCUGAUUUAUCAUUACGAGCUUGGAAAGCCCAGGCAGGAGACUGAAGCUCCACAGAUUUUACUGAAUCCUGGACAGUCGCUCGCACUCCGAUGUAGAGCUAAUAAUAAGAAACCACCUAUGAAGUGGUUCUUCAACAACACAGAGCUCAGUGGAGUAAGAAUGUACUAUUAUGAUUCAGUGUUGGAGUAUUUCUCCAUUGAAUCAGUUAGUGGGAAUAACAGUGGGGAGUAUGUUUGCAAAAGUAAGGACGGGCAAUCAAAGGCUACACAGGUGCAGGUGCAUGAGGAGGACUUCAUUGAGAUACUGGAGCUGAAUGAGAGUGUCAGAAUUUGGGAGAAAGAGAAAGCGACCUUCUGCCUCCAAGUCCAGGUGCUCACUUACCCAAAACCACAGUGUGCCUGGAUUCAACCAAAUGGAACCAAAGUGCAGUCUGACAAAACUCAUGACCUCUGGAAUAAUCACACUUUUAAACUGUGCAAUCCAGAGCCAGGCCUGUAUCAGAUACAACUGAGAGCUGGUAGGAAGUUAGUCACAAAGAAUCUGUCUCUCUGUGUGACAGAUACUCCUAAAUUUACCAUACUCCAAAACCUAGACAAUGUCACCUGUAUGACCAACAGCUCACUUCCUCGGGCCAUAUUCUGGAAGAGGUGUCCAGCAGAUACUAACUGUACAGACUCUGCAAUGUGGAAAGAGACAAGUGUGAAUCUACAAGAGUUCCCAGAUUCAGACCAGUUCUGCCAGAAGGACAUUGUCUUCUCUGAAGCUUGCAGUGAAGUAAACAACCACAUUGUCCAGUGCUGCCUCACUAACAUGGACGGCUCAUACUGCAGUGAGCAUUUUACAGUGGAAAACCCCUCCUCGGACCCCUCGGACUCCAUGGUACUGAUACUGAUGUGCUGCAUACCUGUCGUUGCCCUCCUGCUGAUCAGCCUCAUUGUAGUCCAUGUCAUCCGCAAGAAAAGGGUCCAUUACAGCUUCUGAGGAAAACCCUGAUCCAGAAAUAUGUGGCAUAAAUCCUUAAGAUGGCGAGCUUGGCCCUGGUUUUGGAAAAAGGGAACUGGAACAUGACACUACAAGUGAAGUGAACUUCUUCUACAUUGCAUCAGAAUCUUUUCACCAAUUCUCAUGUAGCCACGUAUUUACUAUGGCAAAGACUAUUUUCAUAUCCAAAUUAUAAUUUACUUUAAAUGUUACAAUUUAGUUUUUGGAUUCUUGAAAAUAGAAAGGUCAGUAUUUUAUUUCAUAUGUUUAAAACUUUAAUUCUCUUUCAUUUAAAUUUAAUUACUGCAGUAUGUAUUAUGUAUUAUUAUGGUCAUUAAAUGGAAUAAAAUAUAUAUUUUUUACAUUU